Messenger RNA from Zychaea mexicana, 1133 nucleotides. RefSeq lists its product as uncharacterized. The record is from RefSeq and is a predicted model, not a curated record. Bases 124 to 807 code for a protein of 227 amino acids. The transcript has 2 exons. NCBI's taxonomy places the organism in Eukaryota, Fungi, Mucoromycota, Mucoromycetes, Mucorales, Lichtheimiaceae.
CGACCCACCGUGAAUGCACAGCGAUUGCUUACUUUUAGCGCUCAAUCACAACAGCAACAGCAACAACAACAGCAACAGCAACAGCAGCAACCUCCACAUGCUCAAUCUAUUCAAACGGGCACCAUGUUUGACAGCGCAUCUGCGACUGGCACACCAUCAACCUCACCAACCUUUGAUCGGUUUUUCAAUGAUGUGCAUUUCAAGCAAACCCCUCCGAGCUCCAGUGUUACAGAAAAUAACAACGCCAACAGCAACAGCAGCAGCGGAGGCGCGCUGGAUGACAAGCAAGCCGAUGAAGCGCCUACAGAUUGUUUCCAGUUCGUAGCACACGCAGCAUGGCAUCCAAAGAACCGCAAUGCAAAGCAACGCCAGAACGAAGACAAACUUCCGUACUGGAAGCGGUCUAAAGUAGGCAACGUGGAUGCAGGUGAAGAUGCCUUUUUCCACACAUGCACCCCAUAUGGCAUGGCACUUGGUGUCGCUGAUGGUGUGGGCGGUUGGGCGGAAGCCGGUGUCGAUCCAGCCAUCUUUUCAUGGACUUUGAUGAAUAAUGCUGCAGGCGUCGCAAAGAAGGCCGAGCAGAGCCCUCCAAUUCAUGCAUUACAGAUCCUCGACACUGCGUUUCAUCAGCUGCGGCGUGGAGGCAAAGUCGCCGCAGGCAGCAGCACGGCAUGUAUCCUCAACCUGUGCAAGACAACCGGUGAGAUGACCAGCGUCAACCUGGGCGACAGUGCCUUUGUUCUGAUUCGUGAUGAAAAGAUCGUCUAUGAAAGUCCAAGCCAACAACACUACUUUAAUUGCCCGUAAGUCCCUCUCUUGUCCAGCGGAGGGAGAGAAGCCGAGAGAACAAAAAAAAAUUUGUGCUGAUGAUAAUCAUAUUCUCGUGUGUGUUCUAGGUAUCAGCUGACCGUGGUGCCGGACACCUAUCCUGAUAGGGACAACUUUGUGACAGACAUGCCAAAGGACGCAGACCAAAAGACAUUUUUUCUCAAGGACAAUGACAUCAUCUUACUCGCUACCGAUGGCUACUUUGACAACGUGUAUCCACAAGAAACUCUGUCACUUGUCAAUGCAAGCAUGAAAACCAUCUUCAAUCCGUCGUCGAAGGCAGCAGCAGCAGCAGCAGCAGCAAC